UGAGGCACUGGCUCCCCUGCCUCCAGCCUGAAAAAGUUUGAAUAAGCAGUCAUCCGAGGUCCAGGGACGGAUUAAUCCAUUUUACAUUGAUUCCUAUGAAGAAAAUUGUUUCACUUUUCGAACUUUUCUGUUCACGAACGACGAAGUCAACAGAAAUGCAAAAAGUACUUCCUAGCUUCCCGUAUGUUGUGCGAAGCAUCAAAAUAAAAGCAAGCCACACACACAGGAAAUAACAAACGUCAAAAUAACGUUUUUCGAACAGGAAAUUAACAACCUCGUGCAAAAAAAAUCACAUUUGUUUUACCUAACUGAUCAGACUACAAUUCUAUACAAAACGGUGCCAUCUAGUGGUGGCAGUAGGCAAAAGGGAGAUAUUCAUAAACCUUCUAUUCCUUUAUCUUUUACCACUUAAUAUUAUGCCGGGUUCAUUUUGGUCCGUCACAUUUAGCCAAAACACACUGCAUAGAAAAUAAAUACAGUCAUAAUCUGAACGUACUGAAUAACCAGGUUGUGUCAUAAUGGAUUUUUGAGCCAGUGACGCGGCCAUAUUCCCAGAUGACGGUGACAGGACUCAGGUAAACUCAGACUAUGACUCAUGUUAAGGGAACAUGAGCCAAGACACGUACUCAGACCACAAUGUUCAUUGACAUGACAUUAAACUUUUCUUUUCUUUUUUUAAUCCUUGGUGUCCCGAAGAUCACGUGGCUUUUUGAAUGGGCUACAAAUGCAACACUGCUGACUGGAGUAUCUUUCUCAGAAAGUCUCCGUUGGCACCUGAAGACCGUGCGCCCUGGCGCGCUCGCGGUGCCUCCUGCUGGCUGCAGCACGCACUCCAUCUUCUGUCAAAAACAUUUGUUCAGUUGUCAGUCUGAAACCACUCCCUCUUUGAAAGCAGUCUUGUGUUGACUUGUCACAAGUCUAGUCUGCCAUCAGACAUUUUUCUCUCUCUUCCUCCCAGGACUAUGCGCCCGGUGGAGAAUGGCGGACGCCAGCGCCCUUGAAGAACUUCAGUCAGAACUGACCUGUCCGGUGUGUUUGGAACUGUUCCGUGAUCCCGUAAUCCUCGAGUGUGGUCACCACUUUUGUCAAGUGUGCAUCAUCCAGUGCUGGGAAGCCAAGGCGGACGAGUUGUCCAGUUGCCCCAAGUGUAGAAAAUCGUGCGGCCGCAAACUGCGGCCCAAUUCGCUGCUUUGCAACGUUGUUGACAGUGUGCGCAAAGCCCGGUCCAUGGACACACCAGCGGGGACUUCCGGAUUAGAACCGACACAUGCGUUGGAGGAGCCCGAGGAACGCGAACCCGGAUCCAGCAUGAGCAGCCUGGCCUCAUCCAUCGGACACUGGCCGCGUCUGAUGGAUAUGUGCGAGGAGCAUGAGGAGAAGCUGAAGCUGUACUGUGAGGACGACCAGCUGCCCAUCUGCCUGGUGUGCGGGAUGUCCCGGGACCAUAAGACCCACAACGUCAUCCCCAUCAACGAGGCAUUUGAAAACUACAGGGACAAACUGUCUGUGGCUCUGGACAGGGUUCAGCUGCAGACAGAGGAGGCCACAGUGUUCCAGAAGCAGACCAACGACAAGAUCCUCUUCAUUAAGGAGAGAGCAGGAGACCUGGAGGAGAUGGUUUCUGCAGAAUUUGGCCGUCUGAGAGAUUUCCUGCAGCAGGAGGAGGAGCGGAUCAAGGAGAAACUGCAGAAGCAGAAGGAGGAGAAGCUGAACCAGCUGGAGGAGGCCCUCACUCAAGCCACAGAGCAAAUCAGCCAACUGGAAACUGUGGCAGAUCAACUUCACCUCAAACUGGAGGAGGAAGAAAACCCAGAACAGCUGAAGGGAAUCAAAGAUUUCAUUGGAGGGGCCGAGAGUUUGUUUGAGCGCCCCCCUGAGGUGACAGUGGAUCUGCAGUCAGCAGAGUUUCUGGGGCCUCUUCAGUACAGGACCUGGAGGAAAAUGAGCUCCAUUUUUCAACCAGCUAUCACAACGGUAACCCUGGACCCAGACACUGCCUACCCCUGCCUGUGGGUGUCCCCGUGUCGCACCAGUGUGCAGGUGAGUAAACUCCAGCCUAACCUCCCCAACAACCCAGAGCGCUUCACCCUCUACAACAUCGUCCUGGGGUCUGAAGCCUUUUCCUCUGGCCGACACUACUGGGAGGUGGAGGUGGGCUCCAAGACCGCGUGGGGUCUCGGUGUGGCCAGAGCCUCGGUCAACAGGAAGGAGGAAAUCAGCCUGUGCCCAGAUGACGGCUUCUGGAUCUUGGUACUCAGAAACAACAACGAUGGCACCAGCGAGUACGAAGCCUGCACAGACUCAGAGGAUGGCUUAAUAUAUCCCGCAAAACCUCCCAGGAGGGUGGGGGUCUACUUGGACUACUGUCGGGGUGAAGUGGCCUUUUAUGAUGCUGGAGACAUGAGUCACCUCUUCACUUUCUAUGAUGCAAAAUUCCAAGAGCCUGUUUUCCCGUACUUUAAUCCCUGGCCAAUUAUCAACGGACACAACAGGGAGCCGCUCACCAUCGUCACGCCUCACUGGGGGUAGUUGGGAGGGGGUUUGUUUCUGUAAGAGUAUCAAGUUUUAAAAAUACACUGUAAAAAAGCUACUACUUCACAAGCAACAACACUUGAAGCAGUGUUUCUAAAAUGGUGGGUUGUGUACCUAUGAUGGGCGGUAGGUUUGAUUGGUGAUGGUUGGUUGAAUUCUGGGCAGGACCGGCCCCACACUACAGGAUAGUUUGCCAAUGUUGAGUCCGAUCUGAUCAUUUCGAGAAGUGAUCGACACCAAAUGAAAUCUUAUUAGCAACAUAUUCUCAGAGAAGACUAAAACAGUAGGUCGUCCAGCAGCACAGUAUAUUCUGAACAAUGUGAAACCUUAGAUUGCCUGAUGUAUUAUAAACACACAGAUGAAACAAUGAGAAUAACAUUUUACCUUUACAUUUAAAUACAAAUGUCUACUUAUUUUUGUAUGUUUUUAGUAAAAAAAAAGUCAUUAUUUCAAGCAGUAAGAAACAUGGACGGGUUCAUACAUAGAUAAAACUAAAUGAAUUAUGAGCCUUGACGAAACUUUGAUGAAAAAUUUUGAUUAAAAUUUUCAUACCAUAGAUCGUUUACACUGACUUUUGUUUUACUGUAGUCGGACACUGAACAUAUUCAACAUUGAAUAAAAUGACGAAAUGUC
Cynoglossus semilaevis (tongue sole) is the source of this 3165-nucleotide messenger RNA. Its product is annotated as zinc-binding protein A33-like. Gene Ontology annotation, molecular function: zinc ion binding; protein binding. NCBI's taxonomy places the organism in Eukaryota, Metazoa, Chordata, Actinopteri, Pleuronectiformes, Cynoglossidae. The transcript is spliced from 6 exons. The coding region runs from base 979 to 2529 and encodes 516 amino acids. The record is from RefSeq and is a predicted model, not a curated record.